GGCUCCUCAGCACAGACUCAGCAGCCUCACAAACAAACAGUUCAGAUGGAGGAAGAGCAGUCACAGGAGAAUGGACAGAUGUUACAGACAUGCAAGGAUGAGGAAGAGCAGAUGGAGGUGGCUGUGAGCUCACAACUACAACAUCUCAUCGUAACUCCAGACAGCACACACACGUCAUCAAACUCACACACACAACCAGAGGAACCGACAGACUCACAUAUAGACUCAACAACUGCGACUCCUCCUGUAGUCAUUGUGUGUAAGACAGAGGACUGUGAUGAUGGAGAUUCAGAAGAUUCAGAUAGUGACAGCUCCUCCUCAUCCUCCUCCUCAUCUUCCUCUUCCUCCUCCUCCUCUUCUUCGCCGUCUCCCCUGGUGUUAGAGGAAGACGAUGAUGAGGGUUUCAGCCAACCGGCCCCCAUCAAAACCAGAGACGAAGUCCUGCUCGAGGAGCUUCCAGCAGUGGAGGAGGUGAGUCUGACAUUACCAGAGGACGCAGAACUGCAGCCUGUUGGAACAGUCACCAGUAUUGUACAGCAGCUGGUUAUCAUCCAGUCUCUGAAAGACACGCCCGCUCUGACUGACGACAGCCUCAUCUUUCGAUCUGAUAGGCUGGCUAUAGGCAAGGUGUUUGAGGUGUUUGGUCCAGUGUCCAGUCCUCUCUACAUUCUACGUUUCAACUCUGCAGAGCAGAUCAGCAGCAAGGAGCUGACAGAGGGACAGACUGUCUAUUAUGCACCCACCAUCAAAGAGUACACAGGAUACAUCCUCACACAACAGCUUAAACUUUUUAAGGGAUCUGAUGCAUCCUGGAAAAAUGACCAAGAACCACCAGAAGAGGCUUUAGAUUACAGUGAUGACGAGAAAGAGCAGGAAGCCAAGAGGAAAGUGAAAAACUCCAAAAAGAAGAAGGACAACAACAAUACAGAUAAUUCUGCCCACAAUACCCAGAACACCUUGCAGCAUCAGCAGCAGCAUCAGCAGCAGCAUCAACAGCAUCAGCAGCAUCAUCAGCGUGACACCAGGAAUUUCCCACCAAGAGGCGCUCCAUUUAGGCACCAGAACCCCCGAAACAAACAGCCACCGCCCCGACAAACACACCUGCCACCUAGACACAUGAAUGUCCCUCCCAUGUACCUCCCCCCUCCCUGUCCAUACCCUCCCCCUCCUCUCCCUCCUCCUCAUUUCCCCCCGCCCAACUUCCCUCUCUACCCUCCUCCUCCUCCGUCUUUCUUCAACCCGUCUUUCUCCUCUCCUCUCUGGCCACCCAACACCGUCCCCUUCUCUGACCUCCUCCCACCUCCCCCCCCACCUCCCCCACCUCAGUGA
Molecule: messenger RNA, 1329 nt
Organism: Scomber japonicus (chub mackerel)
Lineage: Eukaryota; Metazoa; Chordata; Actinopteri; Scombriformes; Scombridae
Gene: naf1
Product: nuclear assembly factor 1 homolog (S. cerevisiae)
Exons: 9
Coding region: 46-1329 (427 amino acids)
Biological process (GO): pseudouridine synthesis; box H/ACA snoRNP assembly; ribosome biogenesis
Cellular component (GO): sno(s)RNA-containing ribonucleoprotein complex
Molecular function (GO): RNA binding
Source: RefSeq, a predicted model, not a curated record